AUGGAGGAUGAGGACGGUUACAUGGUUUUAGACAAGCGGGGUGCUGCGGGGAGCCCAGGUCCACUCCAGGAUGCAGUCUCUUGGCUGGUGCUGGAGAGGGAGCGACCCCAGGGGACUGUGGGGUGCAAGAUCACAUCACUGGGAGGGGGCUGCACCUCCCUGGAGCUGAGGAAGAACCUGUGCCCCCUACAAGUGGACAAGGGGUGCAAGCUCUGCCCCAUGGGCUGGACGCUGCGCGGGACCAAGUGCUAUUGGAUUUCGGAGGGCAUCGAGCUGUGGAACAAGAGCGAGCGGGACUGUGGGAAUCGGGGCGCCGAGCUGCUGAUGCCGGGGGACCAGGAUGAGCUGGAUUUCCUAAAUGAAAUCCUCCAUAAACCAACCCGUUACUUCUGGAUCGGGCUCUCCGUCCCCUCCGCUGGACAGGGCGGGACCUGGCUGAACGGCUCCCGCCUGGACCAGAGCCGAUUCCAGCUGAGCCCCCGGGCUGAAGGCUGUGGGGUGCUGAGGGCGAACAGCAUCGACGCCGGCAACUGCAGCUUGGGUUUUCAGUGGAUUUGCCAGAAAAACGCCACGAAGCUCUGA
Molecule: messenger RNA, 582 nt
Organism: Mesitornis unicolor (brown roatelo)
Lineage: Eukaryota; Metazoa; Chordata; Aves; Mesitornithiformes; Mesitornithidae
Product: killer cell lectin-like receptor subfamily B member 1B allele B
Exons: 5
Coding region: 1-582 (193 amino acids)
Source: RefSeq, a predicted model, not a curated record